AUGCAUUACCUUAACAUCUGUGAAAUUGUGAAAUGUGUAACUAAUAGUGACGGUUACAUGUUGAUGCUGCUGCUCGUGAGCCACACGAUGUUCAUAGAGGUCUCUUGGCAUAAAGCGAUUGUCUGGCGUUCCGAUACUUCAACAGGACUAUACUCCUAUAUCUUACUUUUAAUCUCACAAAGUAUCGUGUACGCUGUCACACUGAUCCUGUUCAUAGAUUUCUUUCAUCAAACACAUAAGCAGAUGGAGCGAACACGGCAAAUAGUGAUCACUCUUAAAUAUCACAGAUGUGAUGAGGAAAAAGUAAAUAAUGAGCUGGAGACGUUCAACCGUAUGUUGUUGCUGAACAAGACCACGUAUUCACCGCUCAAUAUGUUCACAUUGUCGAGAUCUCUGGUUGGCAAGAUCUUCAGCGGCAUCGUGACGUACCUUGUUACUAUAUUGACUUAUUCAAAUGAAUCUAAUGUCGACAUUAACUCGUUCUUGUGAACAUUAUAUGCACACCGUUUUUCGUUGUUUUUGAUUGUAAUAAAAUGAUUUGAAAAGCGUUAACUUUUUGUCACCUCUGUAUGUUAGGGAUGCUUUACUUAUGACAAUAAAAGGCUCUUUUUGGUA
Melitaea cinxia (Glanville fritillary) is the source of this 615-nucleotide messenger RNA. RefSeq lists its product as uncharacterized. Lineage: Eukaryota; Metazoa; Arthropoda; Insecta; Lepidoptera; Nymphalidae. The coding region runs from base 1 to 489 and encodes 162 amino acids. Gene Ontology annotation, cellular component: membrane. The transcript has 4 exons. Gene Ontology annotation, biological process: sensory perception of taste. The record is from RefSeq and is a predicted model, not a curated record.